AUGGACUCUGGCAUUCAGGCCAGGAAAGACUCGUCCGUCCAGGCAGCCGAGUUCGAGAUAGCACCAUUAUUGAAAGUCGAGCUAGCACACGAGAUGGAAAAGCUAGACCAAUUGUUCUGGAUCGACCAGCAGAAGUUGAAAGAUAUCAGCAGACAGUUCGAAAUAGAACUCGACCGGGGCCUUAGGGAGAACGAUCAGAACAUUGUACGUUGUCCAAGAUCUGCCAACACUUACAGACUGACUCGCCACAGNCCAAUGAAUAUCACCUGGGUUCUAGGUCAACCACAUGGCGACGAGAAGGGCUCGUUCCUCACGGUAGAUCUUGGAGGAACAGAUCUUCGUGUCUGCUGGAUCACACUACCAGGAGCACGCGGUCAACCCAGCAUAAUCCAAGAAAAAUAUCAGCUCUCCAAGGAAGUCAAGACAGGCACCGCGGACCAGCUAUGGGACGAAAUAGCCGACCGAAUGCAAACCUUCAUUCAGGAACAGAAGCUCGACGAAACAGCUACUCAGCCUCUACCGCUUGGCUUCACCUUCUCCUACCCGGCUAUGCAAGACUUCAUCGAUCACGGCGUACUACAGACCUGGACCAAAGGCUGGGAUGUCCAAGGUGUUGAAGGUGAGGACGUGACAUUGCAACUCCGUAAAGCAAUGGAGAAGAGGAAGCUUCCUGUUAAGCUUGUCGCAUUGAUCAACGAUACGACAGGCGCCAUGAUCGCGUCUGCAUACCACGAUCCUGAGACUGUCGUUGGUGCCAUCUUCGGAACAGGCUGCAAUGCUGCGUACAUGGAGGACAGCGACUCAGUCCCCAAGAUUGCAGGACGACUUCCACCCGCAUGUCCCGUGGCUAUCAACUGCGAAUACGGAGCCUUCGAUAAUAGCCACACCGUGCUCCCAAUGACCAAGUACGACCACCUCAUCGACAAAGAAUCGCCUCGACCCGGCGAGCAAGCCUUUGAAAAGAUGAGCGCAGGCCUCUACCUCGGUGAGAUCUUCCGCCUCGCACUCGUAGAUCUAGCAAAACGACACCAGAUUUUCAAGGACCAGGACAUCUCAAGAUUGGACAAGUCAUACAUCCUUGACACUGGCUUCCUCUGUGCAAUCGAAGACGAUCAAUCUCCUCGCCUCGAAAACACAGCUACAUCCUUCGAAGCCCACACCGGAAUCAAAGUCAAUGAACAAGAACGUCAGCUGUGUCGCCGCUUGGCAGAAAUCAUCGCUAUUCGCGGAGCACGUCUUUGUGCUUGUGGUAUCGCAGCCAUUUGCAGCAAAAAGAACAUCAAGCAUGGCCAUGUUGCAGCCGAUGGCUCGGUUGCAAACAAGCAUCCCAAAUUCAAGCGACGAUGGGCCGAUGCGUUGGCUGAAAUAUUGGAUUGGCCAGAGGGAAGGGCGGAGGAUCCGAUUGUGUUGACUCCUGCAGAAGAUGGUUCAGGUAUUGGUGCUGCGGUCAUCGUUGCCAUGACUCUGGAGAGAGCGAGGAAAGGCGAGAAUGCCGGGGUCAAGGAAGCUGCUGAUAUGUAA
Molecule: messenger RNA, 1521 nt
Organism: Aureobasidium vineae
Lineage: Eukaryota; Fungi; Ascomycota; Dothideomycetes; Dothideales; Saccotheciaceae
Source: the annotation of a GenBank genome assembly